This is a messenger RNA of Lineus longissimus, 3523 nucleotides long. Its product is annotated as FMRFamide receptor-like. The coding region runs from base 451 to 1557 and encodes 368 amino acids. Lineage: Eukaryota; Metazoa; Nemertea; Pilidiophora; Heteronemertea; Lineidae. The record is from RefSeq and is a predicted model, not a curated record. Gene Ontology annotation, cellular component: plasma membrane. Gene Ontology annotation, molecular function: G protein-coupled receptor activity. The transcript has a single exon. Gene Ontology annotation, biological process: G protein-coupled receptor signaling pathway.
AAAUACUCGACAAUGACAAAUUGAAACAUGCAUCCUCAUUAGGUUUUGCCGGACCGGGUAAGUUUGGAAAGGUGACAUUAGCCGACGAGGUGCCAUUGAUCAACUUUUUGAGGUCCCGCACCCCGAUUUGAAUAUCUCAAUACUAUUCCAGCGAUUUCAUCACUGACUGCUUUCGAGGUAUCCUUGAGCCUGGCAUCGUUGAAACUUAUUGACGUCCUUAUUCUUUAUUUGUCGCGGAGUGAACUUCGGCAAAGACGGUGGAAUCUCAUAAUGGCAUACCCCCUUUGAAGUUCGAAUGUUUACCAAGUACGCUCUACCCAGGGUAUAAACUGCGUUUGACUUUCUUACUCAAAUACAGUGCCGUUGCAGUUGCUUGGGCUUGCACUCCGCCUCGUCGUGAACACGUACGAUAAAGAUUACCUUUCACACAAUCUAUCUAAAGAGCCUACCAUGGCGACCGCCUUUAAGGAUUUCAAUUCAACCGAAUACGCCUUGGAUAUCAUUCCGCAUGAAAAAAUUAUUACACCAACAGCACAAAGUUCGACCACAUCAUUCGAUGAUUUCAUGUGGAUUAAUUUCUGGGAAUGGAGGGUCCAAGUGAUCCUCUGGAUAUACGUUCCCCCGAUUUUAAUCGUAAUGGGAACAUUUUUCAAUGGGUUAACUGUCUUGGUUCUGCUUCAAAGGAAAUUUGGGAAGCCAUCAACUAGACUGCUUCUUAUUGUCCUUGCUCUAGCAGACACCUCGAUGUUACUAACAAGGUGUCUUCGUUGGUGGAUCUUGAAGGCGUUCGCAAUAGAUGUGCGAUAUUUAAGUGCUGCCUCAUGUCCAAUACAUCUGUUCUUCACUUACUUUCUUUUUCAUUUCGCCAGCUGGAAUGUCGCAUUGCUGACGUUGGAGAGAUGGAUAUCUGUGUCAUAUCCGUUAAAAGCGAGGGUGAUAUGCACAAGAAAGAACAUAAUCAUCACUUUGACAAUAACCAUUACAUUCCUGGUCGCACUUAAUUCACACAUUUUUUACUUUUUCCAAAGAACACAUGAUAGUAAUUGCAAAUAUAUCUCGAAAGCAUAUCAUAAUUUUCUUCUUAAAGUUUGGUACUGGAUCGACUUUUUAGCAUAUUCAGGCCUGCCUUUCACGGUUAUAACUUUCUGUAACUGUUCUAUCUUCCACCAAGUUAGCCAAGGACAAACAAGACGAAAGGCACUUCAGAAUUCGGAUGGAAAGACAGACUGUGGUAGAGCUCAGAUGACCAGUAUGACGCGCAUGUUGACCACAGUUAGCGUCAUGUUCAUUCUUUUCACUUUGCCCGUCUCUGUUUAUUUCAUUGUUUAUGGGUACCUGCCGGGUCGUGAUACCCGCACGAGGAAACAGUGGGCCCAAUACGAUCUUAGCUACGCUGCAACAAAUUUAUUCAGUUAUUUAAAUAAUACAGUUAAUUUCAUUCUUUAUUGCUUGAGCGGGACACAGUUUCGAAGGGAGGUUCUCCGAAUGCUCCGUUGUCAAAGAGUGGUCGAGGCAAGCCAAGGCUCCGGUAGCCAGGACAAAACGUCUGUUACAUGAAUUCUGGUACUUCAUGAUAAAACUCUCGCGCUUUAUCAGGAGUUAAAACUCUCGUUAGUUGUCCUGCAGUCAAAAUUAAACACGUGAUUUGGAUUUGGUUUUGUGCAAGAGAAUGUUAUUACAGUUUGAGGGCUAGUCUUUCAGCCACAUAAACAUGCACAUAUCUUUAAAGUGAUAAAUAUGUGCAGCAACUGUAGGCCGAUAAUCAAUGUUGUAGUACAUGUGUAGAAAAGCUUUCAGGAGAGCAUAUAAGAGCUUUCAAAAGAUACCAUUACGUUAUUACCUUUGCAUAGUGUCGGGAUGACACGUUGCAUGUAGAGACUCUAUGGAAAGCGAGACUAUGCGAUGUGACAAUCAGAUCCCAGCUGCUACCGUAAAUGACGACAUCCCGUAGUCUAUACGGCGUUUCUCUCUCGCGACUCAAUAGUUCUCUGUAUCGCAGGAUACAACAUCAGUCUUGCGUGUCCGAUAUCGUCUCCGUCGUCGUUUGCCUCCAACAUUCCCGUGUGUCACUCUAUCAGCCUUGCUUAUUCCAUUCGACACACGUGUCCAAACCAAGAACGUAUGGUCAUCUCUUUUAAACCAACAGCGAGACUGAAGGUUGACCUGUCGUUCUCCUGAUCUCAGUGUUGCUGAAACGGCGGAACCACAUCUUAACAGCGCUACAGACACCGUGGGUGUAUUUUCAGCUACCAUAAGUCAGACCUCCACCAGUAUAUUCUCAUACAGCAAAGAUGCAUCCAUCCAAGCUACUAAACAGUUGGUAAUAGUUGCUGUUUGCGAGUUAGGCAUGGUCACGUCCCUUGCUGUGCCACUGUCGAACCAGAUCUACAGUGCUGUGACGUCUCAUAUAACAAAAUCACAUCAUAUGAUGUGAAAAAUCACUAUACACGAUGUCAACAGGGGACCCCUCUGAAGUCAAAUCCGAUAGUUAUAGCUUGUGUGAAGGAAUUCCUUGACCCUGGCUAUACUUAUCGGAUAAGAAGGAUUUAGCUUCCGAGGAAUAUGUCUUAUUUGCUUGCUGACUAUAGCAUCCCAUAAGCAGCAUAUGGCUUACAAGUGUGUGGUCGAUAAUUUUUUACUGAGCAAAUCAGAUGAAAGACGAAUACGGUUUCAGUUUUUUCUGUGGUGUUUCUGGUGUUGAAAAUCUCAUAAUCUCCUGGAUACAUUUAGUCAUCUGGCCAUAAAAAAUAUUUCCAAAUUACUAGGCGUUGGAAAUAUCUUCAACAGACAGGCUGAAGGUGCUCUUACUCCAGUCCUAUAUAUUGUUCUUCGUCAUCUGACCAACUACUUUGACAUCACGUUGUGAAGCUGUGCGGGUGUUUUCGUCAGGUCACGAACUAUAAUAGGCCAGCUGAAAAACUAAUUGGGCCACUGUUACAUUUUUUAAAUAUGACAUCGCCCGGAUAAAGUUUCGUGGUCAAUACGAUGGCUAACUGGACUUUACGCAAUAUUUCGCCAAAAAAGUAUUCUACGCAACGGUCCCUAGGUGACUUUUCCUAUUCAUAAUACACAGCCUGUCCAUGGUAUUAAUCCUCAAGACUGCUUCUCAUAGAAUGUUAAUGAUGAACAGAUAUUCUGCUAAAAGCAUCGAACAGGAAAUCACUGCAUAAGUGCAAAAACACGUUUCAUUUGCUUUGUUGCUAACGUGAAUUAUUAUUGCAUUCUCUUUUCAAAGAAGACAAAUGAGACGUGUUUUUCUCUAUCGACCACCAAAUGCACGAGCCGCUGUGACUGAAACGGCGGGAUCGCAUGAACGUUUAGGUGUUCAAUACUUACAUUGCACAAUCCUAAACGACGGAAAGGGUUGCCGUUUACUGUAUGGCAAAGUCCUCCAACCAGCACAUGUUGGAAAACAUGCAACGUGUAUGAAAAGAACAUGGGAAGUAACCUGAAAAAUACACUGUCCUCUUUGAUGAAACAUAUUCACCAACGUAACCACGUCGCUGGGGCGUGGUGGGUUGUA